Phaeoacremonium minimum UCRPA7 is the source of this 1077-nucleotide messenger RNA. RefSeq lists its product as hypothetical. Lineage: Eukaryota; Fungi; Ascomycota; Sordariomycetes; Togniniales; Togniniaceae. The coding region runs from base 1 to 1077 and encodes 358 amino acids. The record is from RefSeq and is a predicted model, not a curated record. The transcript has 2 exons.
AUGGACACCGUACCGGUCACCGGCUUGGACGAGCUGGAUCAGCAUCUUGACCAGCUAGUCGACGAUCCAACCUUGACCCUCAACGCCAAGCUCUUUGACGAUGUCGAGCUCCAGCUCACAGAAAGCAACAUCCCUCCGCUAAUACCUCGCUUCCUACCCAAACUCACCACCAUCCUCAAGCAGUACCAGCAGGAUCCGGCCGUCCUCUCCAGCAUGGCCAUCAAGCUCCUCGGCCCCGUCUCUUUCACCCAAGUCCUCUCCCUCGCAUCCGAGGAGUCUCUGAUCCAAGCACUCCAGUCUCUUGCCCCGUCUGCAAACAUACUGGCCAUGACCGUCCUCGAGAAAGCAGCCCGCAGCCCCGGCGACGCCGCCAUAUUAUCCACCAUGGCCGACCUCCUCGCCGCCUUCCUGCGCAGGUGGCUGGCCGCCCCCCAGGUUGAAGUCGGAGAGAAAGGAGGCAAGGUGCUGGGCGACCUGCUCGACAUCGACUGCGAGCUGCCGCCGCCCUCACAAGAAGCCCAGCAGCAGGAGCCUCUGCCCCGUGUGCUCAGGAAAGCCCCUGGGCAGGGCAAGAUGUGGCGGCGGCUCUUCCAUGACCGGGACGUCUACAACCUCAUCAUCGCCCUCUGCUCCGGCAAGGACGCCGAGACAGCUGCCUCCGCACACCAGCUGUCUCUUGCGCAGGGGCGGCUGCUGCGCGUGCUGCCGCGCCUUGCGGCCCUCAACUUCCCCGCUGUCACCAAAUCCGACCUGUCCUCCUCCGGGCGGGGUCUGCUGCCCUUCGCGGCGCUGCAGAUGGUCGACAGGCGCGACAUGCUCAUGCACCUCAGCCUGGUGGACUUCUUCGAGGCGUUCGUCAGCAUCACACGCGUGACCGAGUACAGCUCGUACAAGAUCGAGACGAUACGGCAGCUGCUGCGGGAGGCCACCGAGGAUGAUAAUGUCUUGAAAGCGGCGCUGGAGAGCUUGCCGGACCGGACGGUCCCGGAGGAGGCCGACGCGCUGAGGAGUUGGCUGAGAGAGAUCAUGCCGCAGCAGGGGACGCGGGUGAGUGGGCAUUGGGAAAAUGGAGCAUGA